Molecule: messenger RNA, 1476 nt
Organism: Cladocopium goreaui
Lineage: Eukaryota; Dinophyceae; Suessiales; Symbiodiniaceae
Source: the annotation of a GenBank genome assembly
AUGACUGACUGGCACACAACCUGUUGUCAGGCCUUACGGCAAGGCCGCUCGCAAGCGGUCUUGUUCCGAGAUGGCACCGCGGGAGAUUUCGCCUUCGAAAUCUUGAAAGUCUUGCGCGACAUUUGUGCUCAAGAUCCAGAGGCGCAAUGUCUGCUGCUCUGUGCGAAGUCGGAGUUGAGAAAUCCCAUGGUGGCAGAGAAGGUUCGACUCGAGGACCCUGCGCUUGAUGAGGCACUUCAAAGAGUGCACAUCAAAUACAUUUCCGACGCGCCGGUUUCGCAGCUGUUGGCGCUCCAAGCGCUGCCCUUUCGGCCCAAAGUGGUGGCCACAUCGGGCGCCGCUGCGCAGGAGAAAAAACUGUGCUUGGCGGCGUCUUUGUUGCUGGAUGCUUGCCAUCAGUUGACUCGAUGCACAUCGGAACCUUGCGCAGCCUUGUUUUACGAAUCUUCGGCCAACAUUCGAUCUGCCGAGAGUUUCUUAGGGGCCAUCUUCCCCGAGACCUUUGCGGUGCACCUCACAGAUUCCAGGUUCCACGUGGACCCAGGGGCUAUGAAGGAUCUGCUGGUGGGCAUCUUUGAUGGGAAGAUUCCUCCUGAGUUAUUGAAGCCGUCCAUUGGAAACAUCCAGCCGAGCUUCGUCGACUAUGACGAAUCUGGCCACGUUUUGGCCAAGGGCUUCGACAACGAUCGGGCCAUCCAGGAUUACGAGGAAGCCUUGCAGGAUAUGAUGGAAAAUGGUGGUUUCGCGAACCCGGCUGUGGGGCAGAUCUGCGCAGGGCUCAUCACCCUCUAUGAUGCAAAGGCGGGUAUCACAAAGGAUGCGCAGUACUACGACCGCGCGGUCGAGUGCUUUGGCUCUCUCGUGGAAGGAGGAGACUUGAGGGCUAUCAGCCCUCAUCAAAUGAGUGACAGCCAUCAAGACGUUUCGAGUCUUGUCCGAGCCAUUGAAAGGCUCAGCAUUGCCAUCGAGGGGUCCAAUUCAGCACGGCGAGAACAGGGUAGUUGGGAAGUCAUUAGCCCAAGGGCAGGACCCGCCAACCCCUCCAUUUCUGAUCUUCACCAGAGGCAAGAUCGCGUGGAUUUUGGUGAUUACGAGUCUUUUGCUGAGCUGCUGCCUCCUUGUCCAGAAAGGUUGCAGGGUCUUUGCUCCAGACUGUCAGGAGGCAACUACUCCUCAGAGUAUCGUGCAAAGAGGGCCUGGGAGGCCGGAUAUUGGGCUUCUUUGUGCCAGCGCAAGCGUAUCAGAGUUCCCCGAGCUUCUCUCCCCUUUGAUUUGCGACCUGCCGUCUACAUCAUCAUUCAGGCCCCAGGAUUGCAAUCACCAACACGAGUGGCAAGGGCAUCAGAUUUGGCAAGAAUCACAAAGAGAUUUACUGAGGACGUUAUCUGUCACGGAUUUGCAUCACUUGCAGAAGCAGAGGUGUACUGUGCCAGCUACGGCAUUCCUUUGCCAUGUCCGCAUCAGUUUCAGCCGUAG